CCAAACAAGAGGGAGAAGAAACAAAAGACCGUAAGUACAACAGCUUCUCUUGUCUCUCUGCAAAGUCGUUCAAUCAUUCACUUUCAUCGAGUUCUUCAGUAAUCUAUCCAGGUGUGUGGGAUCAGAAGAUGUAUCUACAGGUUUAGAGUACUCGCAUUUCCGCGGUUACUAAGAUGCUGUGUGACUGAUCUUUAAUGUUAUGGGUUCAUUUGCCGGAAAGUGUGAAAUUGUCGAAGAGAAAGAAGACCGUCAGAACUCGAUAGUUUAUUCUGCUAAAUCAACCACUAUUCCACAUUCUGGAUCAAGCCUUGUCGACGACAAGGAUCUGGAGCGACCGGUACUGAAAUUAGGCUACAGGGGUUCACUAGAAGAUGAUAUAAACCAGCUUUUCGAGUCUAUAAGUAUUCGAACAUCCGGAAUGAUUCCUUCUUACCAAGUUGGUGCAAGUAGUAGCAGUAGAAAUAAUGGUCCUUUACAACGGAACGCUUUUAAAAGUCCCGCCAAUCCCGGGGGACCUCGAUCGCCUACCAAGAGAAACACUGAACCAGCGACUUUGAAACAAGCCUUGAGAGAUUUAUGUGUCUCUAAGGCAUCAGAAACUGCAGCUACAAAACGGAUUCCUAAGACUAGUACUGGAGGCUCAGUUUACGGUUCUGUUUUGGUUGAACCGGGGAGUGGAGCUAACGAAGAAGGAAAGGCAGUUCUUGUUGAGUUACUCGACGAGUCUCAAAACAGUUCAUCGGAUAGUAUAGCGCAGCAGCUUCGUCUUCUUAAGAUACAUUCUUCGAGCCAAAACUCUCAGACAUCAAGGCGGUAUUGCAAUGAGAUGACGGUACCAAAAAAAGAAAAGAACUUGUCUCUUGACGACCAAGAAUUAGGUAUCGCAAAGAGGAGCUUUGGUUCAUCUUCGCCUGGAUCAGGGAACAAUAAGACAGUGGUUGGACUGAAAUCAGUGAGAAAAGUGAGGCUGUUGUAUGCUAGUACACCAGGUUCCACAAUAGUUAACGGCAAGAGAGUGGCUAAGUUAACCAGAACCAUUCCACGAGGAGGAGGAGGAGGAGGAGCUAAACCGGCACUGAGGAACAAAGGUAGCUUGAAAAAGAAGGCUACAAAUGUGUAUGAUGAAGUAGAUGGCUUCUAUGAUCCCAUAGCAAAAGAACUUCUCUGCCAUAGAUGCCAUUUCGCUUUGAAGAAUACUGCAGCUAAAGAAGAGCCCUCUAAAGAUUCACUUGUAGAAGCAGAUCUUGAGUUGAAUCCGUGUUUUAAGGAAGCUUGUUUAGAUGAAUUGGCUUCUGAUUUCUCCAGCUCAAGCUAUGAGAGCUCUCAUGAGAUCAGUGCUAGUGGAGAGACCAAACUUGAUAACUUAAGAAGCUCCCUCGAUUUGAUUAAUUCAGAGACCUCUAAGGUUUCUUUGACAUCUGCAUUUGGUAAUAAACAUAUCAAUGAUGUUUCUGAAUACGGCAACAAUGAGAUCAUUGAGGAAGAUUCUCUGUCUCGCAAAGAGGUCGAUCAGAAAAAUUCUGUCUUUAUGUCUGAACAGAGUGUUGAGAUUGGUUCUUUCAGUGAGAAAUCUGUUGUGAUGAAUCCAGAUAGCCCUCCCAACAAACUCAGCUUAGACGGAGCAGCUACGGAAGACGUAAAUGAGAACUCUGAAGUUGAAAACAAAGGCGACGACUGUGUCGGAUACAACAGUUCAAGCACGAGUAUCAGCGAGGAAGAUCAAGAACAGGGGAAUAAUAUAAUGACAAGGUCUAGCUUUGGAAACAGACCUCAUAUGUCUAAGGAUGUGAGAUGGGAAGCUAUUCAGCAUAUAAGGGCACAACAUGGGCUAGGUUCAUUGGGUCUUAGGCAUUUCAAUCUUCUGAAGAAGCUCGGAUGUGGAGACAUAGGAACAGUUUAUCUCGCUGAGCUCACUGGAACAAACUGCUUGUUUGCUAUAAAAGUGAUGGAUAAUGAAUUCUUGGAGAGGAGGAACAAGAUGUCGAGGGCUCAAACUGAGAAAGAUAUUCUCAAAAUGCUCGAUCACCCGUUUCUUCCCACGUUAUACGCUCACUUCACGUCUGACAACUUAUCGUGUUUGGUCAUGGAAUGUUGUCCCGGAGGCGAUUUACAUGUCUUAAGGCAAAAGCAGCCUGGGAGGUGGUUUCCCGAGCCAGCGGCUAGGUUCUAUGUGGCAGAGGUCCUUCUCGCGUUGGAGUAUUUACAUAUGCUUGGGGUUAUAUACCGCGAUUUGAAGCCCGAGAACAUCUUGGUACGUGAUGAUGGGCAUAUCAUGGUGACAGAUUUUGAUCUCUCCUUAAGAUGUACGGUGAGUCCAACGCUUCUACACUCGUCAUCUCCGCUUCACGUGGAUGCUAUAAGACUAUCCUCCGGUAGCCGCACUGGAUCUAACUGCAUCGAGCCAUCGUGUUUCCGCCCUAAACUCUCUCGCGGAUCUGGGAGCAAGAAAAAGGGCAAACAACACCGCAUAAUGAUGAAAAAACUCAAGAAAUCUGACCUAAUCGCGCGGUUCAAAUCAUUGCCUCAGCUCGUGGCGGAACCAACAGAUGCGAGAUCAAACUCUUUUGUCGGAACACACGAGUAUCUCGCACCCGAGAUCAUCAAAGGCGAAGGUCACGGUGCAGCGGUAGACUGGUGGACGUUUGGGAUAUUUCUAUACGAGCUUCUUUAUGGGAAAACUCCGUUCAAAGGGGCAACUAACGAGGAGACUAUAGCUAAUGUGGUGCUUCAGAGCUUGAAGUUUCCUGAUAACCCUAACGUGAGUUUCCAAGCAAAGGACCUUAUAAAAGGGUUAUUAGUCAAGGAACCCGAGAACCGGUUAGGGACGGAGAAAGGAGCGGCGGAGAUAAAACGGCACGCUUUUUUCGAAGGAUUGAACUGGGCGUUGAUACGGUGUGCGAUCCCACCAGAGCUUCCGGAUUUUUAUGACUAUGGAGUUCCGAAUCACGAAGGUAAAAGCAAUUACUUGGAUUGCAAGGCGGUUGGGGAACAUCUUGAGUUCGAGUUAUUCUAGUCUCUAUAAGCCUUUCGUACGUAAUUCGUAGAACUCUUGUUUGUAUCGUAAAGCCACUUUUUUGGUUAUUAUUUGUUUAAACGAAUGUAUUAUUG
Capsella rubella is the source of this 3108-nucleotide messenger RNA. RefSeq names its product serine/threonine-protein kinase KIPK1. The record is from RefSeq and is a predicted model, not a curated record. NCBI's taxonomy places the organism in Eukaryota, Viridiplantae, Streptophyta, Magnoliopsida, Brassicales, Brassicaceae. Gene Ontology annotation, cellular component: plasma membrane; cytoplasm; nucleus. Gene Ontology annotation, biological process: protein phosphorylation. The coding region runs from base 200 to 3013 and encodes 937 amino acids. Gene Ontology annotation, molecular function: ATP binding; protein serine/threonine kinase activity. The transcript is spliced from 3 exons.